This is a messenger RNA of Naegleria gruberi, 840 nucleotides long. RefSeq lists its product as uncharacterized. NCBI's taxonomy places the organism in Eukaryota, Heterolobosea, Eutetramitea, Acrasida, Naegleriidae. The transcript has a single exon. The record is from RefSeq and is a predicted model, not a curated record. Bases 1 to 840 code for a protein of 279 amino acids.
AUGUUCAAAUCGAGGAAGGAAAAUACAUCAAGACAUUCCGAUGAAUAUUUUCAAAAUGAUGAUGAAAGACACGUUUUUGAAAUUUAUGUACCCAUGUUAGAUGAAAAUAUGUUUGGUGGACUGCCAACACUGUUUGAUAAGGAGACUUAUCCACUUACUUAUUUGGGGUUACCUAAAACAGCUAAGAAUAGCAAUAUGAAUGAGGAUGGAUUUGUAAUGAAUAAUAAUAAUAAUAAUAAUAUGGAUGUCGCUCAGCAGCAAUCUGGAGAGGGCAGUGUGAAAUUCAUUUUCAAUCAUUCUGCUUUUGAAAAUUCAUGUACUUUGGGAAUCCCCAAUAAUGUCAAUUUGAAAACCAUUCUCACAUCUGAGGAAGAACAAGUGGAAUUAUUGAGACAAAUUGUCUUUGAAAAUAUUAAACAACAUGAAUGGAGAUAUUGCAUAACGAAUAUUAAUGCUGGUAUCAGUCACUCAUUUCCAUGUCCUGGAAAGGUCGGUUCUGCUCUUACAUUUGCUCCAUUUACUUGUGGGUUGAGUAUCCUGCCUAUUUUCUUAUUGAGCAAUUAUUACAUUUCUGAAGCAAUGAGAAGAAUCAACAUGUACCUUGGCAAGGUCAAUAAGAGCCUCUUGGAUAGAGCUAAGGAAAAGAAUCUGGACUUUUAUUUACAUUUCCAAGUGGUAAGACAAGAGAAAUCAGGGAUCAGCUGGGUGCAGGUCAAUGCAUUGGCAACAAGAGGAAGUGAGGCUGAGAGUCGUCUUUCCUUCUCAAAUGAGCACGUUAUUGCACAAAGACAAUUAAUUGAUGAGGAUGAAGAGGAUAUGCAAUCAAUAGAAUUAAAGUAA